CCCUCGCCUCCAUCCUGAUUCAGGAGGGGCACUCCUUGCCUUUUGUUUUCUGCCCCCUGUUCUUUUUGCCUUCACUUAAUGCCGUUGUCGAGUGAUGAUGUAACUCUUGUCCACAGCUGGUAGGCACUACUCGCAUGAUUGCUCCAUGUUGCUUGGAUUGUUAGUCGUAAAACGAACCUAGUAUCUGCAAGACCACCCACCACCCUUGGACAUAGGUUGCCCUCUAGUUCUCAUUAAACGAUUCAGUUUCCAGGAAAAAGCUACAACAUUCCGGCUUUAUCGGCGAGGGUGGCUAACGAAGCUAUGAUAAGAAUAGUAACCACGAAUUGCCGGGAGUUUCUCCGUUGCAUUCUUCGCCCGGGCCGCAGAAAACGUUAUUAGAUCAGCCCCCGCAACAGUUGGAUCAAAGAUUGCCUUUCCUCAACUCAUCGCGACAUUUCCUUUGUUUUCACUUUCCUCGAGCAUCGAUGUCGCGGCCUUCAUGACUCUGGCCCCGUCGAAGAGAGUCACUGUCCGGGUCUGGACCCUGGCUGACAGUUACAGAUGUGUUUCUCUCUGCAGACGCAGCUACCAUUCAAACACCCACAGCUCAGAUCCGACGCGCAGCGUAAAACGACGCGAAUUCCAUGAUUAUUUUGUUACGCAUCUUCCGUCAUCCUCACUCCAUCCAGACCCUAGGGGGCCGCUCACCUCUUUCCACAAGCUUCCUCGCUCAGCUUCAGUUCCCCAUACUGGAGAGUCAUCACACCCCCCAACUUCGUUUCAGGCUUUAGUCAAUCGAGAGACGACCGUAGUUCGAAUCCCAUUACGCAGCGCAAAACACCACUUUGGAGCUACCACCUCCCGCGGGACUCGCCCUGCUAAUGAAGACACAUACCAAGCCGGAGUCAUUGACAUUCCGGCUUUUGCAAAGCGACCUCCCUCAUCUCUAACGAUACGAGGAGCCGGCGCGCGGGAUGUUUCCGGUCCCCGGGAGAAUAGAGCCGCCGAUAGUGCAAGCGGAGAUCCGCAAGUGUUCUACUUUGGUAUAUUUGACGGGCAUGGCGGGUCGGAGUGCAGCACUUUCUUGAAGGAUACACUGCAUGAGUACAUUCAGGAUACUGCCGCCGAGUUUGAGCUGCGGUCAAGUUUGCAAAAGCCCGGAGAUGACCUCACCAAAGAGGUGGCCGAUUCGCCAUCGGGCGAUUUGCCAAUCCGACAAGGUGGUAAUGCGUCGCGAGUGCGGCAAUUAGAGAGCACUUUAGUGCAAAGCUGGAGGACGCUCGUUGGUGGAUAUUUCAAAAGAUUCGUCCCGCCUCAUUUCUCCCAGCUCCCCAAACAGAUUGCAGAGGGCGAUGAACGACCAGGGCUGGACGACAACAACAACGCCGUCACAAUUGAGGAGAUUCUCGAGUAUGCCUUUUUACGUGCAGACCUGGACUUUGUCUCCGCCCAGGCCGCUAGAAAAGACGAUGAGUUGACGAAUGUCUGCCGCCCGCUAUACCAAGACGACAUUCUCUACGGACCGCGCCGUGCUCAGGAUAUUUCUGGUCUAAGACGAUUUAAAGGCGGAAGCACAGCGAGCGUCGUGCUGAUUUCCACACCAACGCCCUUACCUUUCUGGCAUCCAUCAAGCCCUUCCAGCUUGCUGGUCUCGCACGUUGGCGAUACUAGGAUCCUGCUAUGCUCGACGGCAACUGGCGAAGCUAUUCCGCUAACAUCCAAUCACCACCCUUCCUCGCCGGUUGAGGCGAACCGUCUACGACGAUACGCAGCUUCAUUUGUCACCGAUUCCUUUGGUGAGGAACGCAUCAGCGGGUUAGCCAAUACCCGUGCCUUUGGCGACGUACAAUCCAAGCGCAUUGGAGUAUCGGCCGAGCCAGAGCUCCGCCGAUUCGAGAUGGCACCUGCCGAGUAUUCGUUUAUGGUCCUCAUGUCCGAUGGUAUCACCGAGGCAAUCAAUGACCAAGAGGUCGUCGAUAUCGUCAAGGAAGCGAAGACCCCUGAUGAAGGGGCUCGAAGUGUGGUCAACUUUGCCACGGAGGUGACAAAAUCAGGGGAUAACUCUACCUGCCUCGUUGUACGACUCGGUGGAUGGGAGCGACGCUUGGAAGGUGGAUUGGGGAGCUUGGGAACAAAAGAAUCUCGCGAAUGGCGCCGACAAGAGGCCACUGAUCCGCGCAGGUCACGGACAUAAAAACAGAGCAAUGCAUAUACUAUGAUGAGCAUUUUUUUAAUCAGCUUUCGCUGUACUUUUUUUUUAAUUUUUUUUUUUCUGAGCAUGAACUGUACAUACAUACUGAGAAUAAACAUUUCUUAUGAUUUCCA
This is a messenger RNA of Aspergillus calidoustus, 2307 nucleotides long. The record is from the annotation of a GenBank genome assembly. NCBI's taxonomy places the organism in Eukaryota, Fungi, Ascomycota, Eurotiomycetes, Eurotiales, Aspergillaceae.